This is a messenger RNA of Asparagus officinalis (garden asparagus), 900 nucleotides long. RefSeq lists its product as uncharacterized. NCBI's taxonomy places the organism in Eukaryota, Viridiplantae, Streptophyta, Magnoliopsida, Asparagales, Asparagaceae. The record is from RefSeq and is a predicted model, not a curated record. Gene Ontology annotation, molecular function: nucleic acid binding; zinc ion binding. The coding region runs from base 1 to 900 and encodes 299 amino acids. The transcript has a single exon.
AUGGAAGCAAGUUCGAGCGGUCUUCCUGCCCUGGCUCCACCAAUGUUCGAUGAGGAGAACUAUCAAGCUUGGGCAGUAAAAAUGCAAGCCUACAUGGAGGGUUGUGAAAACUGGGAAGCAGUAGAAGACGACUAUGAGGUGGUUGCACUUCCUGACAAUCCAACCCUGAAUCAAAUCAAAAAUCACAAGGAGGGAAAAACUAGAAAAGCCAAGGCCAAAGCCUGUCUGUAUACUACUGUUCCACCAGCCAUUUUCAGUAGAAUUAUGGCUUUUUUUUUUUCUAAGGCAAUAUGGGACUUCCUCAAAGCAGAGUACCAAGGAGAUGAAAAGAUCAAGAGCAAGAAGGUGUUGAAUUUGGUCAGGGAGUUUGAGAGAUUGCAAAUGAAAGAGUCUGAGACAAUCAAAGAGUAUUCGACCAAGUUGAUUGACAUUGCAAACAAGGCAAGAAUGUUUGGCACUGACCUCUCUGAGAAUAGGUUGGUGCAAAAAAUCCUUGUUUCUUUGCCUGAGAGGUACGAGGCAACCAUUGCUUCAUUGGAGAAUACCAGGGACUUGUCUCCGAUCAAGCUGGCAGAAUUGGUCAGUGCUCUGCAAGCACCUGAACAAAGGAGGUCGAUGAGGCUGAAAGGAAGUGUUGAAGAGGCUUUAAGGGCCAAAGUGCAACACAGCUCUGAAGGAAAAGAGAAGAAGUGGAAAGGGAAGAAGGGAAGUGAUAGUAACUCAGAGGUUGCUGCAGGAGAAGACAGUGCAGGCAACAAAGGAGGAAGAUAUUCUCCACGCAAACACUGUGGUAAAAAGAGUCAUCCCCAUUUUAGAUGUUGGAGAAGGCCAGAUGUAAGGUGCAGGAGAUGUCAAAAAAUGGGACACAUUGAGAAGUUUUGCAAGGAGAAGGGAGAUUAG